AUUUCUAUGAUAAGCGGUUUGCAGCCCCAUCUCCAGGUCUCAUCAACUGUUCCUGGUACUCAAACCAGGCUUGCUGCAAGCGCACAGAGGUGACAUCAGUGUUCUCCAGCAUGUAUCCCCUUCAUCAGGCCCCCAAGAUAUGCCGCUUCCAGAUGAACUAUCUAAUGUGCUACUUCUGUAGCCCAGACCAGUACCUCUUUUACAGGGACAAGUUGAUGGUGUGUUCUGAGUACUGUGAUUCACUGUAUGAAGACUGCAAGACAGCCUCCUUUGAAGGGGACACUAUCGGCUACAAGUAUCAAAAUGGAACAGCUUUCUGUGAAGCCCAAAACUUCCAAGUGGUUGAAGGCACCAACUGCUUCGAGUAUGACCCCACUGUGUUUGACAUCGCGACAAGGAUGUCACAGUCGUCUAUUGUUACGGUCUCUCUCGUCUUCAUCGUUCACUUCCUCUUCCACAGUUUCAAGAGACUGCUAUGA
Haliotis rubra (blacklip abalone) is the source of this 479-nucleotide messenger RNA. RefSeq lists its product as uncharacterized. Bases 111 to 479 code for a protein of 122 amino acids. The record is from RefSeq and is a predicted model, not a curated record. Lineage: Eukaryota; Metazoa; Mollusca; Gastropoda; Lepetellida; Haliotidae. The transcript is spliced from 4 exons.